GAAUUCAAUUAGCCGGCUCAAGCAGGCUGGCCGGCAAUGUUAUUGUAGUGAAAUCUUCAAUAUACCAAUAGCAUGCAAACCACAGUGUAUAUAUAUAGAUAACACUAAAACACAUAGACAACAUUAAAACACAAGCAUAUAGUAUACAGUACUAUAGUAAAGUAUUAUUUAUUAUUGUAGAGAGAACAAUAUGAGACAAGCAGGUGCAUAUUCCGGGAUACUAUGUGGGGGCAUUUCUGGAAGAACAGGGCCACACUCUUUGCCAUUGGCAAGGAUCAAGAAGAUCAUGAAGAAAUCUGGUGAAGAUGUUAAGAUGAUUUCUGGUGAGGCACCUAUUGUUUUCUCAAAGGCUUGUGAGCUCUUCAUUGAGGAACUUACUAGAAGGUCUUGGAUCGUCGCCAUCCAUGGAAAGAGGAGAACCUUGCAUAAAGAUGACGUGGCAUCUGCCGUCGUCGCCACUGAUAUCUUUGACUUUUUGGUCACUUUGGUGUCUCAUAAUCAUGGAAGCGCUUUGAAUAAUGCCAAUAAUGAUGGUGCUGUUAUGGAAAUUCAGACAUUAGAGUAUUCUUAAGCUGUCUUUGAAAAUUAUGUGAUGAAAAUAUAAAUACAA
This is a messenger RNA of Arachis ipaensis, 610 nucleotides long. RefSeq names its product nuclear transcription factor Y subunit C-1-like. Lineage: Eukaryota; Viridiplantae; Streptophyta; Magnoliopsida; Fabales; Fabaceae. Gene Ontology annotation, biological process: regulation of transcription by RNA polymerase II. Gene Ontology annotation, molecular function: DNA-binding transcription factor activity, RNA polymerase II-specific; protein heterodimerization activity; RNA polymerase II cis-regulatory region sequence-specific DNA binding. Gene Ontology annotation, cellular component: nucleus. The record is from RefSeq and is a predicted model, not a curated record.